UGAGUUUCCUUUUAAAUUUGUUUAAUAUUUAAUUAAACUUCUAAAUUAAGUCAUACACUCGCUCUAUGGCUUACGUUCAGUUCAACAUGAUGACUAAACCCGAAUAAUUUAUCCUUACUUUAUAAAUCACAUGAACGUCUGAGUCAUGCCUGAUAGUCUUGGAGCCAUGAAAUGAAUCCCUCUCUGUCACGCCUCCUCAACAAAGCUCAAUCUCUCAAAGCCUUAAAAUUUGUUCACGCCCGUCUCUUGGUCCAUGGCUCUUUUGCCUUAUCCCACCUUGUUCUAAACAAGCUCCUCAGGCUCUAUGCCCGAUUUGGUUCUAUCCAAUAUGCUCACAAGUUGUUCGAUCAAAUUCCUCAACCAAAUGCGUUUCUUUGGACUGCUUUGAUUCAUGGGUAUGUUGAGAAUCGGAACUACCUGGAAGCUUUGUCUUUGUUUUCAAAGAUGCGGGAAGACUCUGUUUUGCCUUUGAAGUUUACCUUGGCAUCGGUUCUCAAGAGUUUAGCCAGGUUGGUGAGGGUUAAAGAUGGGGAAGCGGUUUAUGGGUUGGGGUUAAAAUGUGGGUUCUGUUUCGAUUUGAUAAUGCAAAAUGCGGUGAUUGAUUUGUUCAUGAGAUGUGGGGAAGUUGAUUUGGCAACAAGGGUAUUCGAUGAAAUGGAGGAAAAAGAUUUGGUUUCUUGGAAUUCGAUGAUUUCGGGGUAUGGAAAUAAUGGUAGAGUGAAUCUUGCCCGGAAGUUAUUCGACGAAAUGCUUGAAAGAAAUGUGAUUUCUUGGACGAGCAUGAUUCAAGGAUAUUUCAAAGCUGGGGAGAAAGAAGAGGCUAAAUUGCUUUUUGAUAGAAUGACUACCAAAGAUUUAGCUUCAUGGAAUGUCAUGGUUUCUGGAUAUAUGGAUGUUGGUGAUGUUCAUUCUGCCCAGUCUGUUUUUGAAGCAAUGCCGGUUCGAGAUGCCGGGACUUGGAAUUUGAUGAUUUCCGGGUUUUGUAAAGCGGGGAAGAUGGAAGUUGCGAAAGAAUUUUUCGACAAAAUGCCCAGUAAAAACUUUGCAUCAUGGACCAUUAUGGUAGACGGAUAUGUCAAGGCAGGAGAUGUUAGUAAUGGUAGAUGGUUGUUUGAUCAAAUGCCUGAGAAGAAUCUGAUCUCGUGGUCCACCAUGAUAGGAGGAUAUGCUCGGAACGCGCAACCUUGCAAUGCUUUGGAAUUGUAUAAACAAUACAAAAACCAAGGUAUUGAACCAGAUGAAACAUUUGUGCUCGGAAUCAUUUCAGCUUGCUCGCAGUUAGGAAUUCUAGAUGCAGCUGAAUCGAUUAUUAGUGACUUCUCUGGACCACCACUUUUUUCGAGUUUACGAAUUGUCACUAGUUUAAUCGACAUGUAUGCAAAAUGCGGAAAUAUUGCCAAGGCUUCACAAGUUUUUAAGAUGGCUUAUCAUAAAGAUUUGCUUUGUUGUAGUGUGAUGAUCACCGCCUUUGCAAAUCAUGGCAUGGCUCAAGACGCCAUUUCUUUGUUAGAGGAGAUGCAAAGGACAAACAUAAAACCAGACGGAGUCGCAUUUCUUGGAGUUUUGACAGCUUGUAACCAUGGUGGACUUGUUAUUGAGGGCAGGAAAUACUUCAAACAAAUGCAGGAAGAACACGGAAUUCAGCCCUCCGAAAAACACUAUGCAUGUAUGAUUGAUCUACUUGGUCGAGCCGGGUGCCUUGAAGAGGCAUAUAACCUUAUAAGAAACAUGCCGAUUUCACCUAGCGCAGUCGUUUGGGGAGCUUUGCUUGCUGCUUGCCGGGUCCAUUGCAACGUCAAGUUAGCUGAAAUUGCUGCGGAUGAGUUGUUUAAGAUUGAGCCGAAUAAUUCGGGCAACUAUAUUCUCUUAUCCAACAUUUAUGCUGAUUCCAAAAGGUGGGAUGGCGUUUCUAGGAUUAGAGAAAUUAUUAGGAAGAAAGAAGUCAGGAAAAAUAGAGCUUCUAGUUGGAUUGAAUUGGGAUCUGUUGUUCAUGAAUUUGUCACUGCAGAUGCUUUGCAUUUUGAUUCUGAAAGAAUAUACUUCACCUUAUGUUUGAUCAGUGAGGAAAUGAAACUUUUGGGAUCUGUAAGAGAUUUAGAGAAAGAAGGAUUAAUAGUGUAAACCAGAUAUUUUUGCUCAUAACUUAUUGGAGAUCAACAUGAAUCAUUGUCGCUUAAGCUCAAGUUGAACUUGGUUGAAACUAGGACUAUUUGUAGCAACAAUUUAUCUCAUUGUUACAGGUGCAGGUGUUUUCUAAAACAAUAAAUGAUUGGUUAUGAAA
Messenger RNA from Gossypium arboreum, 2281 nucleotides. Its product is annotated as pentatricopeptide repeat-containing protein At4g02750-like. Gene Ontology annotation, biological process: RNA modification. Bases 172 to 2121 code for a protein of 649 amino acids. NCBI's taxonomy places the organism in Eukaryota, Viridiplantae, Streptophyta, Magnoliopsida, Malvales, Malvaceae. Gene Ontology annotation, molecular function: RNA binding; protein binding. The transcript has a single exon. The record is from RefSeq and is a predicted model, not a curated record.